Molecule: messenger RNA, 3991 nt
Organism: Papilio polytes (common Mormon)
Lineage: Eukaryota; Metazoa; Arthropoda; Insecta; Lepidoptera; Papilionidae
Product: ATP-binding cassette sub-family G member 4-like
Exons: 11
Coding region: 143-1969 (608 amino acids)
Cellular component (GO): plasma membrane
Molecular function (GO): ATP hydrolysis activity; ATP binding; ABC-type transporter activity
Source: RefSeq, a predicted model, not a curated record
CUCACAAGAACUUCUUACGUUUACUUAACAUGGUCACUGACGCAGGGCAAUUUUCCAAUCACCGGUUGCUCCAAUUGGCGUAGUUGUGUAUAAACGCAUUAGUGCAAGUGAACUGGUGUAAACUACAGUUGUAUAUUUAAAAAUGAAUCUAGAAAUAUGUAAAGACAAUAUAAGUGUCGAGGAUACAGUUUUACUAGCGUUUACAGAUGUUAGUUAUUGUAUUCCUAAGAGUUAUUUGCGUAAUGUUUGGACGAAGAAAAAAUCGUAUCCUCGAGACGAUGAACAAGUAAUUUUGGACGCGGCUUGCGGCGCGUUGCGUCCGGGCCGGCUCACCUUCAUCCUGGGGCCCUCCGGUGCAGGCAAGACCUCGCUGCUCAAAAUACUGGCCGGCAGAAAAAAGCGUGGUGUAAAAGGUUCCAUUCAAGGGAUAGGCAAAAAUGCGGUGUUGGUGGCGCAACAUGCAACCCUCAUAGACGCCCUCACCGUGCGCGAAACACUACAUUUCGCUGCUGUACUCAAGUUACCUAAAGCAACUCGACUUGAACGCAUCGACACGAUAGAAAUGAUAUCGAAGCAGCUGGGAAUCCGCGACGUGUUCAAUACGAGAGCAGGUCGGUUGUCCGGCGGUGAACGCAAGCGGUUAACAAUCGCCUGCGAGCUUCUUACAGAUCCCCACAUCAUGCUCUUAGACGAACCUACCAGUGGGCUGGAUUCAGUAUCAUCACUGUCAGUGACCAAGGCGCUGCAGGCAGUGGCCAGGACUGGACGGACUGUGGCCUGCGUCAUCCACCAGCCCUCCUCGCAGCUGUUCUCCUCCGCCGAUGACGUCAUGCUGCUCGCAAAUGGGCGAACACUAUACGCCGGCAGCAUAGAAGAUCUCCCCAACACACUAAAGACCGCCGGACUGAUUUGCCCACGCUACUACAAUAUGGCGGAUUACCUUAUAGAAAUAGCAAGCAACAAACAUACAGAGAGCUUCGCACUUUUAGAAAAUGAAGCCAAACUUUACGCGUCGGAAAUGAGAAAAAUCGCUGAAAAUGAUAACUCGGCAAAGAAUGAAAAAAUUAUUGAAAUCUCAAGUGAAGCUGAAACGCUAUUAAAUGUAAACACAUUAAAUGUUCGGGACUAUGCGGCGUCUUAUAGCCAACAAUUGUCAGCACUACUAUGGCGAGGGUACAUAGGAGCGUUACGAGAUGUACAUUUGACUCAGAUACGUAUGGUGACACAUCUUCUAGUGGCAUUGCUACUCGGUGCGUUGUACAAAGGCGCAGGCGCUGAAGCCCAUCGUAUGACAACUAACACGGGCUGCUUGUUCUUCUUCCUUCUAUUUAUCUUCUUCUCUAACGCUAUGCCAACUAUACACAAUUUCCCAGUGGAGUCUACCGUUGUACUUCAGGAGCAUUUAAAUAAAUGGUACUCCUUGACGAUGUAUUGUGCGUCGAAGAUUAUAGUUGAUCUACCCAUACAGCUGUUGUGUGCAACUGUUUUCAUAUUCCCUGCUUGGUACUUAACGUCUCAACCUAUGGAGCUGGAUCGAAUGGCUUUGGCGUGGAUCAUUUGUGCUCUGACUACAAUACUGGCGCAAACAUUCGGUUUGGUUAUCGGAGCUGCUUGCGGUGUUAAGCUUGGAAUGUUUGUGAUACCAGCAGCCAAUAUUCCCAUGUUGAUGUUCUCAGGAUUUUUCAUCCCCUACCACGAAGUGCCGGUAUAUCUUCGUCCUUUUGCCCUCAUUUCGUAUUUCAGAUACGCGUUCGAUGCAUUUCUAUCUACCGUCUACGGUUUCAACAGACCGAACUUACCAUGUCAUAAGGAAUUUUGCUUUUAUAAGAAUCCUAGCAAGUAUCUAGAAUUUUUGGGACUAUCUGAAGAUUUUUAUAAUGACGUCAUUGUUCUAAUAGUGUGGAUUCUUGUAUUAGAAAUUUCUUUAAUAUGUGUUUUAAAGUACAGAGUGUAUAAAGCAUGUAGAUAGAAUUAUUUAUAUAAAUGUUUUGUUUUUACAAAUUUACGAUCUGUGUAACGCAUAAUUUUUUAUGUCUCAAUUUAGCAUGUAAAUUUUAUUUUUCUACUUUUAUACAACGGGACUCUGUAUUUAUAAGAAUUUAGUUUGUGAUACUCAUUUAUUUUAGUGUAUUAUUCAAUUUAUGAAUUGCUGUCAAUUUAUUCGUAGGUAAUUAAAUAUAGAUUUAAUAUUACAAAAUGUGUCUUUGUGUCUGGAAAUUGUAAUAAUUAGUUUGUAAGAAAACCAGUUUACUACUUCUGAAAUACGGAUGACAAAAUUAUAUUUUUAGCAACCUUGUAUUACAGCGGUACUUGUAUAACUGUCGCUAGAUUGUUUAGAAAGCUCCUUACAAAAGUUAAUAUUUCUUUUAUUUGUGCCCUGAGUUAGAGAUCUAGACUUGGCAAGUCAAACUUCUUCUUUAUGACCAACCUCUUUACAGAAGGAACACGUGACUUUUAGAGCUACUUUCGCUAGGUGUUAGACCAAAGAGCUUAUAAGUAAGAGUCGGGACUUAGAACAAAGAAUAAGCUCGGUCUGACACCAAACUCACUUCUCGCCGCAAAAAGUUACCAGGAUAAAAAUAUUUAAUUUCAAUUUUUCCGACACAAUGAAAAAACAUGUGCACCAACCUAACAAAAAUCAUUAGUGAAGGCUCUUAUAAUCGAUACCUUGAUGUCGAUAUCGAUUAAAUGUGGGGUGAUUGGGUGGCCCUUCUUAAUGCAAUCUCAUAUUUCAAAUAACUUUGCAUUUAGGCUCAAUGUUAAAUUAUUCUUAAUGUAAUUUUUCAUUUACUGACAUUGAACCUAAAUUAUCCAAAGGGAAGCAAAUGAAGUAAAUAAUUACCAAAAUUACAUUUAUUUAUUUUAUUAACAAGGCAUCGCCAAGUAAUAUUUUAAAUAUAGUGUUUGUUUUUGUGGAAUAAUAAUUGUCUAGGAUAACUGUCAAAUAAUAAUUUUGUAUACCUGGCUUCAUUCCUAAUUUACAAUAAAACCUCUUCCUUCCUUCAAAAUUUUUCAGGUAACAAUUUCUAUCCACCCACUCAGAUUCCGGUAUUUUUACAUUUUUUUUUUCCUUUUAAUUACGUUGACCUGUAUUUAUAUUCAAAAUUUCGAGUUUGUGGGACUGCUAAAAGUACCUUAGAAUUAUGUUUACACGUGCGUUUCUGUAAAAUGUAAAGGAUUCAAUUAACGAUAUAUACAUGUCAAAACAAAAAAUAUCGAUAAUAAAAUAAUUUACAAUGACAAACUGUAAACUAGAUACAUCACUAGCACAAAAUAUUUUUUCAAAUUUAACUCUAUACAACUAAUUAAAAGUACCAUGAUAGCUAUACAUUUACCUUUUUUAAUAAUUAAUUAAUGAUUAUCGAUUCUCAUCCAAUUUUCCGAAAGAUGAAACAUUAUUGAAUCUUUAUUUUCAGUAGAAGUUCAUCCCAAUUAUUUGAAACGUUUAAAACUUUUCAGUUUUUUUUUUAAUAAAAUAAAAGAAAAUUUUACUGAUGUAGAAACUUUAAAGAAAUAUGAACAAUAAUAAACAACAAAAAAUGGUAAAACGGCCCGAUAGAUAUAACUUUUUCACUGUAUCAGAUUUAUGUAUUAUUACACUUGAAGAGAAGAAUUAAAAAGUUAUGGUGGAAACGAUUUUUAUUUUUUUUACAUUUAACAUAUCUGCAUGUUCAAAUGCCUUAAUAAUAAAGUAUUGAAAAAUUCAACACUUCUUGCAUGAAGGUCGGCAACACCACAAAAUAUUUACUAAUCAAAAGUAAAACAAAUAAAACAAUGUCAAUACUGUUUUAUUUGAUUUUUACAACACAGCCAGUACAUCACUGGAAAGAAACGUCAAUUUUUUAUAAUAGCACACAUCCAAAAUCCUGUGUAAAUACGAAAUACAUACAAACAAAACGCAGUUUUCACAGAAUUACUUAUGCACAUUUUUAUAUGAAACAUAAUAAAUACACAUUGUACUUAAACUGUAAAUGCCACAAGUUGGAUUCAG